AUGGCUCGUCCCGUUAUCCUCCUGAUGGCCGUCCUCAGCGCUGUGUGCGUUAUGGCAACUCCAGUAAAGGACAGUCAAUUCGCACAUGCCAUGAAUGAGAACGACGGCGUUCUGCCAGAUGACCUCCGUGAAUACCUGAGCAUACUCGGGGUCGCGGAUGCCAACGCACACACGCACACCAACGCACACACCAAACGCGGAUUCCCAUCGAUGCUUGUCCAGGCUUUGGAUACUGCGAAUAUGCUGGCUGGAUUUCUUGGGACGAAUGGAAACACCGGAGGCGGGAAUGGAGGUGGUUCUUCGAGUUCGGAUUCGGAACAUCGACCUGAUGGCAGCUGGUGCAGCGCUCCGGCACGGCAUUUGCUCGGGCACUAUGACAUUGAGAUGCCACGUGUGCCAUAG
Molecule: messenger RNA, 402 nt
Organism: Pochonia chlamydosporia 170
Lineage: Eukaryota; Fungi; Ascomycota; Sordariomycetes; Hypocreales; Clavicipitaceae
Exons: 1
Coding region: 1-402 (133 amino acids)
Source: RefSeq, a predicted model, not a curated record